Molecule: messenger RNA, 882 nt
Organism: Closterium sp. Naga37s-1
Lineage: Eukaryota; Viridiplantae; Streptophyta; Zygnematophyceae; Desmidiales; Closteriaceae
Source: the annotation of a GenBank genome assembly
AUGGGUGCUCUUCGUUCGCUCUUCCUGAUCGCCCUCGUCCUCGCCGUGACUCUGAACCUCCUCGCUGGAGUCUCAGCGGCGCCGCGACGCGCCCUCGGCAAGGUCAAGGGGAAUCCUCCUCAGAAGCCCCUCCCGCCAACUCCAUUCGACCCGAAGAACUUCCCCGUCGCAUCUAACCCUCCCUCUCCAAGCGGCUCGCGGAAGGGCUCCAUGGACUCAACCAUCUCGUUCGAUUCCAACGCGCCAUCCGUGCCCUCAAUCAGCGGCUCGCCGUCACGAAAGGGCUCAGCUGAUUCGUCCUUCUCCUUCGAUUCCAAGGACGGCGGGUCCCGCAGGAGCUCCGUGGGUUCCGUCUCGUCCGUGGAUUCCGCUGCUGCGGCGAAGAAAUUCCUCUCGAACGUCCCAAACGCGUUCGAGACUUACUCGGGCAACUCUGGCGGAUCCCGGAAGGGCUCAGGGGCAACGCCGCGCAUUCUCGUUAUCAAGGGGGGACCUCAGAAGCCCCUUCCGCCCAACCCAAGCAGGAAAUCAUCUGUUGAUUCGUCCGCCGCUUCGGGGUUCCACGUCGCCAACUUCCCCGUCGCGUCUAACCCUCCCUCUCCAAGCGGCUCUCGAAAGGGCUCCAUGGACUCAACCAUCUCCUUCGAUUCCAAGGCGCCAUCCGUGCCCUCGCUCAACGGCUUGCUGUCCCGAAAGGACUCAGUGGGCUGCUGUGGUGCGGUGACAUGGGCUCCAAACCGAUUGGAGGGCAUGGGUAGUGGUGCUGUGUUCCUGUGGUACGAGGCUGCUGUUUCUCACGGGAAAAUAGGUGGAAACUCCAGGAAACUCAGGGGUGCUGCUUUAGAGGCGUGCUGGUGGGUAGGAGUAGAUUGUGGGGGGUAA